GUGUCUUCUAUGCCGAGCUGAACGAGUUCUUCCAGCGCGAGCUGGCUGAGGAGGGAUACUCCGGCGUCGAAGUCCGUGUCACUCCCACCGUCACCGACAUCAGUACGUCCGCCCGAUAUUUCAUUUUGCAUUUUGCAUUUGAUUCCAGACCCUGUGUGUUAUGUUGGAAAAGGCCGGGAUUGGGACAUUUGAAGAACCGAUAUGGGACGAAUGAUUGGUUCAUCCGGGAGGAGCAAAAGGAAAAUAGUGAUCGGAAAACGGCCGGGAAUAUUUCAACCAACAACUGGAGACCUUUGGGAAUUGGAGACGAUUUUUAUAUGCAAAAGAAGAUGGAAUAUAUGUGCCAGUUGCUAACGGAUGCUCUCUUUCUUUACAGUCAUCCGUGCCACCCACACCCAGGAGGUUCUCGGUGAGCAGGGCCGCCGCAUCCGCGAGCUCACCUCCCUCAUCCAGAAGCGCUUCAAGUUCCCCGAGAACUCCGUUUCCCUCUAUGCCGCCAAGGUCCAGAACCGCGGUCUCUCCGCCGUCGCUCAGUGCGAGUCCCUCCGCUACAAGCUCCUCAACGGUCUGGCCGUCCGCCGUGCUUGCUACGGUGUCCUCCGUUUCAUCAUGGAGAGCGGUGCCAAGGGUUGCGAGGUUGUCGUCUCCGGAAAGCUCCGUGCUGCCCGUGCCAAGUCCAUGAAGUUCACUGACGGUUUCAUGAUCCACUCCGGUCAGCCCGCCAAGGAAUUCAUCGACAGCGCCACCCGCCACGUUCUCCUCCGCCAGGGUGUCCUCGGUAUCAAGGUCAAGAUCAUGCGCGGUUCCGACCCCGAGGGCAAGGCCGGUCCCCAGAAGACUCUCCCCGAUGCCGUCACCAUCAUCGAGCCCAAGGAGGAGCAGCCCGUCCUGCAGCCCAUGAGCCAGGACUACGGCGCCAAGGCUCUUGCCGCUCAGCAGGCCGCUGAGCAGCAGCGUCUGGCCGAGCAGCAGGCCACCGAGGCCCAGGAGGGUGCCGGUGCCGAGGCUUACGCCCAGGAGUAAAGAAAAAAA
Messenger RNA from Aspergillus eucalypticola CBS 122712, 1032 nucleotides. RefSeq names its product 40S ribosomal protein uS3. Bases 358 to 1023 code for a protein of 221 amino acids. Gene Ontology annotation, biological process: translation. The transcript is spliced from 2 exons. The record is from RefSeq and is a predicted model, not a curated record. Gene Ontology annotation, cellular component: cytosolic small ribosomal subunit; nucleus. Gene Ontology annotation, molecular function: RNA binding; structural constituent of ribosome. Lineage: Eukaryota; Fungi; Ascomycota; Eurotiomycetes; Eurotiales; Aspergillaceae.